GCGCCCCGGGUCGCCGCGCCGCGACCUGCAGACCCCGCCGCCGCGCCGCCCGCUCCCACGCCCCCGCCACCCCGCGCGCGGCGACUCGGCCGGCGCCCGGCCCGCCCCGCCCCGCCCCGCGCGCUCGCGGCCCCCCGGGGCGGCCGCCGGGAGAGAUGCUGCAAGAAACUUCUUAAAUGACCGCGUCCGGCUGGCCGUGGAGCGUUUCUGGGUUGGGGAGAGGAAAGGAAAGUGGAAAAAAAACUGAGAACUUCCUGAUCUCUCUCGCUGUGAGACAUGUCUGAGACUCCUGCUCAGUGUAGCAUUAAGCAGGAACGAAUUUCAUACACACCCCCCGAGAGCCCGGUGCCCAGUUACGCUUCCUCGACGCCGCUUCAUGUGCCAGUGCCCAGAGCGCUCAGGAUGGAGGAAGACUCGAUCCGCCUGCCCGCGCACCUGCGCUUGCAGCCCAUGUUCUGGAGCAGAGAUGACGUAGCCCAGUGGCUCAAGUGGGCUGAAAACGAGUUUUCUCUAAGGCCGAUUGACAGCAACACGUUUGAGAUGAACGGCAAGGCUCUCCUACUUCUGACCAAAGAGGACUUUCGCUACCGGUCUCCUCAUUCAGGUGAUGUGCUCUAUGAACUCCUUCAGCAUAUUCUGAAGCAGAGGAAACCUCGGAUUCUUUUCUCACCGUUCUUCCACCCCGGAAACUCGAUACACACACAGCAGGAAGUCAUCCUUCACCAGAACCAUGAAGAAGAUAACGGUGUCCAGAGGACCUCGAGGCCGUCGGCCGAGAACGUACACCAGAACCCUCCCACCAUUGAACUGUUGCACCGUUCCAGGUCGCCCAUCACAACAAACCACCGGCCUUCUCCCGACCCCGAGCAGCGGCCCCUACGGUCCCCCCUGGACAACAUGAUCCGCCGCCUCUCCCCAGCCGAGAGGGCCCAGGGACCGAGGCUCCACCAGGAGAACAACCACCAGGAGCCCUACCCGCUGUCAGUGUCUCCCAUGGAGAACAACCACUGCCCACCGUCAUCCGAGCCCCACCCGAGGCCCUCCAGCCCCCGGCAGGAGGGCACGCGGGUCAUCCAGCUGAUGCCCAGCCCGAUCAUGCACCCUCUGAUCCUAAACCCCCGACACUCCGUGGAUUUCAAGCAGCCGCGGCUCUCCGAAGACGGGCUGCACCGGGAAGGGAAGCCCAUCAACCUCUCGCAUCGGGAGGACCUGGCCUACAUGAACCACAUCAUGGUCUCCGUCUCACCGCCCGAGGAGCAUGCUGUGCCCAUUGGGAGGAUAGCAGACUGUAGACUGCUUUGGGAUUACGUCUAUCAAUUGCUUUCUGACAGCCGGUACGAAAACUUCAUCCGAUGGGAGGACAAAGAAUCCAAAAUAUUCCGGAUAGUGGAUCCCAAUGGACUGGCUCGACUGUGGGGAAACCAUAAGAACAGAACAAACAUGACCUAUGAGAAAAUGUCCAGAGCCCUGCGCCACUACUACAAACUAAACAUUAUCAGGAAGGAGCCGGGACAAAGGCUUUUGUUCAGGUUUAUGAAGACCCCAGAUGAAAUCAUGAGUGGCCGAACAGACCGUCUGGAGCACCUUGAGUCCCAGGAGCUGGAUGAACAAAUAUACCAAGAAGACGAGUGUUGAAGGAAGUGGUUCCCAGCUUAGUGGGCCAGCAGCCAAGGGCACCCUCCUCCCCAGGAUGGAUGGGGCAAGAUGAAGCAGAAAAGAAGAGACAUGGAUGUGGCAGUAACGCUCCUCUCGCCCAGCGCGAGGGACCCCGCGGAGCACCUUAGACAAACCACUCAGCAACGGCGGCGCUGGAAUUCUGGCCGAGGGCACCAGCCUGGGACUCGCGUCCGUGGUUCCUUCUCGAUCGGAAUCUCUUGUCUGUGAUUCCUCCCCUCCCCCUCCACCUAUUGUUAGUUUCAUGGUGUUUUUGUUCUUUUUUUAAAAAAGACCAUGCAGUUUGACUUUUCAUCAUUCAUAUAGGGGAAGACAUCCGAGGCUGUUUUCCUAUGGAAAUGCAUAUCUAUUAUAUAUAUAUAUAUUUUUUGCAAAUCUCACAAAGUGCAGAAGCCCAGCUGGUCAGGAGAGAGUAUUUGCAAAAGGGUUCAGGUUCCUCUUGACCCUGCCAUGUGGAUCAGGUUUGUUCCCAUUGCUGUUGGGUCUUGGCUGGAAAACAGAAAAAAAAAAAAAAAAAAGAUGCUCUUACAAAAGAUAAAGUGAAAAAGGAGAGCUCUCUUCUUCUCUCUCUGGCUCCCUUUCCUUCCUGGUCCCCGCUCUGUCCUCCCUCCUCACUGGCUGUUGAACUUCAGAUGCCCUUUCAGCAGAGUUCAGCCUCUUGAAGAGUCUUGGGAAUUUUCAGCACCUGUACAUUGGAAUGUGUGGUCUGGGUGCUUUGCAGCUGGCACCACAAAAAUCAAGCCAGCAUCCCAGCAUCUGGCUCCCUGCUGGAGAGGCCCCAGAGAUGCUGCAGUCCUCUGGAAAGAUACAUGUGAGUCCAGCAGUCCCAAUGGGCUGUGAGGACCGUGAGGCUUGGUGGUUCCCCGGAGCAUAAGGCUGUCCAGAUUAUCUGGAAGCCCCAGCUUCAUGAGAUUAGUUUGAAAGUGCUGCAGAGCGAAAAAAGAAAAAGACAGCACAAGCCUUAUGGUCCAGAAACUAGAUGACAAGUCUUUGGUGGUGGUGUGGAUUAUCCCAGAGCAGGUUACAGAGGGUCUUCUCUGCUCUAUCCCAAAGGCCAUCUUGCAGUCAGUUUCAUAUCCUCACUUAAUUUUUUUCUGCCCUCAAUUCCUAGCAUUUUUUUUUUAAAGUUUCCUGGUCCCUGCGGGACACAGGGCAUUUGAGAGGGAGGAUCCAGGAGUGUGUCGUCUCAGUUGUCAGCGGUGUUUGCCAAGCCUGGGCAGACGGGAAAUUCCUUAGAUUCCACACUUUUUCCCUUUUUCCUUCUUCCCUUGCUGUGUUUCAAAAUGGACUCGUGCGUGGCUCUUUUUCACCUCAAAGUAAGAUCAGUCACAUCUUAUGAGGAAGGUGCCACCUCUUAGUACUUUUGAUGAUAACAGAUAUUUUUAGAAAGCUCUUGUUAGAUCUUUUUUUUUCCUUUUCUAGCCACUUAAAUCAACUCUUCCAAUACAGGCUCGGAAUCCAAUAUUAGGAGCACGGUCUUUUUUUACUGGGAAAG
Molecule: messenger RNA, 3169 nt
Organism: Capra hircus (goat)
Lineage: Eukaryota; Metazoa; Chordata; Mammalia; Artiodactyla; Bovidae
Gene: ETV6
Product: ETS variant 6
Exons: 8
Coding region: 277-1635 (452 amino acids)
Biological process (GO): cell differentiation; regulation of transcription by RNA polymerase II
Cellular component (GO): nucleus
Molecular function (GO): DNA-binding transcription factor activity, RNA polymerase II-specific; sequence-specific DNA binding
Source: RefSeq, a predicted model, not a curated record